Mesorhabditis belari is the source of this 603-nucleotide messenger RNA. The record is from the annotation of a GenBank genome assembly. Lineage: Eukaryota; Metazoa; Nematoda; Chromadorea; Rhabditida; Rhabditidae.
AUGGUGGGUUUCGCUGGCGAUAUCGACUGGGUUCAAUGGGAAAACGCUGUCGAGGUGGCGAAAGAGCAAAACAAACCGAUCUUCUUCCUCAUCCAUAAAACUUGGUGUGGAGCGUGCUCGUCGUUGAAACGCGAGUUCAAAUCCUCGCAAAACACGAAAGAUCUCGUCGAGUUGUCAAAGAAAUUCGUGAUGGUGAAUGUUGAAGAUGAUGGUGAACCAGAAGAUGACAAGUAUGCUCCUGAUGGAGGAUACAUUCCGAGGAUUCUCUUUCUCGACUCUAACGGCUCACCGUUAAGCACAAACAACGAAAAGCGCUACAAAAACAACAAAUACUUCUAUCCACUCGUCCCGCAAAUCAUUGACGCAAUGGCUCGAGCACAAAAAGAAUGGACUGAGGUUUCUGGAAAGAACACUGAAUCAUCAUCAGUGAAGAAGGAUGAGAAGAAGAAGGAAGAAAAGAAAGAAAAGAAGGAAAAAGAAGAGAAGAAAGAGAAGAAAGAAGAUAAGAAGAAGGAUGAUAAGGAGAAGAAGGAAAAGAAAGAGGAUAAGAAAGAGGAGAAGAAGGGAAAGGAUUCGAAGAAGAAGAGUAAGAAAGACGAGUUG